Messenger RNA from Dimorphilus gyrociliatus, 576 nucleotides. Lineage: Eukaryota; Metazoa; Annelida; Polychaeta; Dinophilidae. The record is from the annotation of a GenBank genome assembly.
AGUAGGCGGUUUCAUCGUUUCCUACAGUAGCUAGUGGGGGGAUCGAUAUUUGGAAAAAUUAGCCUUAGCUGCUGGCUGUCGUUACUUAUGGCGACCACCUUUAAAUUGCAGUUGGGGUUGAAGAGGAAGGAUGACAAUGAACCAGUUCGUUUUAAAAUAGAUGGAGGUCGAUUUGACAGUGAAAAAACCUUAAAACUGAACGUCGAUACACCUUAUCUGUUGGAAUUACGUUUAACACAGGAAAUUGAAGUAUUAGAUCUAGCUAUACAAGGAAGUAGCAUUUCUCUCAACGAAGGGAAGAGCGGAAAGGCUGGAGAAAGCCUAUAUACAUGUGAAUGGACAAGCACCAGUUUCUCACCCAAUAAAAAAGGAAAUAGACAGCAGAUCAUCAUUAUAAUAAGGCUGAAAGUCUCGGGCGUCAUUGUUGAAUUGAAGACAACACUACAGUGCAAACUAUAUAAAGAAGAGGAAAAGACGCAUUGUAAAUGGGGUGACUUAGCCAAUUUCCUGGAAUAUGACUGUAAAAUACCAGAUGGAGCCACGUAUGUUGAUGUUACUAAGCAAGUAAUCAGAUAA